Xiphias gladius (swordfish) is the source of this 5696-nucleotide messenger RNA. It is a transcript of the gene erich3, whose product is annotated as glutamate-rich 3. The transcript is spliced from 14 exons. Bases 231 to 5426 code for a protein of 1731 amino acids. The record is from RefSeq and is a predicted model, not a curated record. Lineage: Eukaryota; Metazoa; Chordata; Actinopteri; Istiophoriformes; Xiphiidae.
UGGCAGCAUCGUCACGUGAUCUCCCAUGGCAACCGGCGAGUGUCAUCAGUUCCGCUGUGGGAGAAGUGCAGCUUCAGUCCGGCUCCGCUCGAAAUGUCCGGCUUCACUUCGUAACUCUUCUCUACCCUGGCCUGGACGUCUUCCCCGCAGAGCGGACCGAGCAGAGACCACGGCCUCCUCUUACCUGAAAUAUUUUUUGGGGGGUGGGAAAUUUAAGAGAGCUGGAAACCAUGAGUCACCCCAACCCAGGACUUAUUUCAGCCUACAACAGUCUGACUGACAAACAUCUCGCUGGAUACUUCAGCAGCACUCGGAUCAGAAAACACUUACAGAGAGCAGGACUGAUCACCAGGAGUGGGCGUAUUGUUCCAGACAAAGAGUACAGACACAAGCUGAUCCAGAGAGCCCACCAGAGACAUGUUCGCGAAUGCCUGGCCCAGGCUAUUUUCCACAAGGUGCUGGAGAUGGAGCGUCUCCAUCAAACAGAGAUCAAAAGGAAAAUGGAGGAGUUUGCAAGGAGGGAUAGAGUGCAUAAGAUCAAGUUGGAGCAUGCUAGAAGAUAUGAAGAAGACAUCACCCGCAUCCUGUCUCCACGUCCACCCACGGGUGCAAGGGGCAUCCGAAAACAGCACUCUGGGCCAGAGGGGGAGCACUCUGAAUCCUCGGAGUCUCCGGGAUCGUCUCGACCCAACACGGCUCCAGGGAAGAUGCAGAGGCCUGUGCGUCUGAAGCCAAUCCACAGUUACAGCACCACAGCUUCACUCAGACGCAGCUCCCCUUACAGACUCCUGGAAUCCUCCAAUGAGAACGAGCAGAUGUUCAACUGCACUAUGGACAAGGAGUCCCGGAGACGUUUGACCACAAUGGAAGCCUCCCGUGGCAUCUUGCCCUACUGCCUCCCAGUCAUCAACAAUUUUGUCACCCCAGUGCCUCCAGCCACAAAGAGGAAAGAGAGGGGGGUGAAGGUCACUCCCAGCGGCACGCUCAGAGGCCGCAGACUACGCCCUACCACCUCCAGUGGAGCUGACGUCAGUGAGGACCCCCCCAUGCUGAGGAGCUCUGUGCACCAGGGCAAAGUGUGUGUGAACGUGGUGUACUUUGGCAAAACGGUGCAUCUCUCCCACGAGCUGACGGACAUGAGGGACGAGGUCAAAGUGUUUCAGCAGCACUGUGGAGGAGAGAACCUGUGUGUGUACAAAGGCAAACUCAACGAGGGAGAGACUUUCCAGUUCAUUUCAAGGCGACACAGAGGCUUCCCCUUCAGUUUGACCUUCUUCCUGAACGGGCUGCAGGUGGAGCGGCUGAGCUCCUGCUGUGAGUUCAAACACAGGAAAGGCUCCAGGCUUGGCGGCAGGCACGGACAUUUUGGCUUCUCCGGUGUAGAGGGGGCCUCACCCUGCUACAAGUGCAUCAUAGCAAUGGGACUGGACAAAAAGCCAACACCUCCACCAAAGAAAGUCAAAGAGGAUGGAGGAAGAGAGGAGUCGGUCAUCAGUCCAAAGGAUGCUCCUGAAAUGGAAAGGGAGAGGAAUGGAGACAACGCUGCCUUCCAUUCAGACUGUGAAACGAGUCACCGACAGGACACGGAGACUCAAGUCAAAGAGGAAACAGCAGUGGAGGAGGACAAAGUCAGAGAUGAUUACGAAGAAGACUUUGAAGCAGACGAUGAGGGCCCUGCAGAAGAGGCAAAAGAAAAGAAAUCCCCAUCUCCAUCGAGUGAAACUGAGACGCAGGUUAAGGACAGAGACGUCUCUGAGACUGAAGACGACGUGAAGGAUGAAGACGUAAAGUCUCGUUCAGGCUCCAGCUGUUCAGGCAGCGACAGGGAGGCGAGUGAUACUGAAGCCACAAAAGACUCCAGAGAGGACGAGAAAGCAGAGAAACCUGAAGAGGUUGAUCUAGAGGAAACCGUUGCCCCAUCAGACGAAAGAGACGAUCCAAAUCCAGAAGAAGCAGGUGCCACUGAGGCCGAAUCUACAGUGGCUAAAGACUCAGAUUUACAGGACAGUGCAGGGGACAGCACAGAGAUUGACAUCUCUGACAGCAGCAUCCCCUCAGGGAAGGAGAAUAAACAGAGUGACGACACCUCGGGAGAGGAAAAGGCUGAGAAAACGGUAGAUGAGGGCAAACAGGAGGAACAGGAACAGGGGAGGGCUAAAUCUGUGCAGGAAAAGCUGGCAGAAGCAAUACUGAAGCUGUCCCAGUGCAGCCCUGAGCCCGAAUUGAGCGACACCAGUACAGAGGAGGAGGAGGAGGAGGCCAUAGAUAAAGGCCACGAACAGAACAAUAAUGAUGUAGAUCCAGAGAAGUCAGUGACAUUUACAGAGCAGCAACAGACCCUCAUAGAGGAGACGAAAUGCGAGGAAAGUGUUGCUGUUGGUGAAGCUGAAGUGGUUCAGGAUCACGAAGAGACAUCUGAGCCAAAAGAACAGGAGGAUGAAACUGAAAAAGAGCCUCAUGAGAACAGUGACAGUACUAAAGAUGAGACGGUCAAAAUAGAUGAAGGUGAUGAAAAGCCCGCAUCUGAAGAAGCAGCAGCAGAAAAGGAUGAGUCAGAGGGCACAGGUGCAGCUCUCCGUCCUGCGUCUGAAGAGAACACAACAGAAGAAAACAAAACUUCGGAACCUCUGGAGGACACAGCAGCUAAAUCCGCUGAUGCCGAAGCUGCAGAAAAAGAUGAAGAAAAUGAGGAGAAAACUGCAGAAGUAGAGGAGGCUGACAUACAGCCCGAUGAGUCAGGGCAAGGGGUAAAACGCAGCGAGGAGGAGGAAUCAUCUGUAUCAGAGCCAAAUACAAAGACUGAUGAGACAGCAGUGUCAGACAAAACAGAGGCGGAGGCGAUGACAGCGAGCGAGACAAUGGAGAUGAAAGCAGAGCCCUCAGAGGAGCGAGAGGCCCUCAGCUGUGAAGAGGCACCUGUAACCGACACAGAGGAGAGGCAGCAGGGAGACAGCAAGGACAGAACUAAAGCAUCAGAGACAGAAGUCACAGCAGAGAAUUUAAGCAGCUCGUCGGAGGGGGGCGGAGACGCCACAGUGGAAAAAGCAGCAGCUAUAAGUGAGGACAAUGCAAAUGAUGAGGGCAGUAAAGAUGAUAUUAAAGAGGAGGAAGCAGAGGAAGUGUCAGCAGCAGAAGCAAGUGAGGACGGCAAUCAACAAGAAAGGUUGGGAGAAGAGCAGACAGAAAAAUCUGUGGAAUUAGAUGAUGAGGUAGUGAAGGAGAAAUCUGAAGAGGAAAGUAAGGAGGGAGAAAAACAAACAAAUCCAGACGAAACACCAGAAGGUGAAAAUAGUGAGGAAAAAGAAAAGACUGAAAUGGAUAAAACAGAAGAAGAGGGGAACAAUGAAAACACUGUAGAGGAUACUAAAACUGACUCAAACACUGAAAGACAGACAAAUGAAGAACCAGCUGAGAAAACCCUUGACGGGGAAGCUAAAGUUGCAAAUGAACAGAGAGCUGACGAAUCAGAAAAGACAGAAAAAGACGAGGAUAGGGAAUGUGUUGAGGAUAAGAAUGAUGAGGAGGAAUCUGAAGCAAAGGAAGCCAUAACUGAUAAAACUAAUAAGUGUGAAGAAAUAACUGAGACAAAGACAGAUGCCGAUGCAGAAAAGGGUGACGAAGCAGAAAAAGAAAAGAAAGAUGACGAUCAAAGUGAAUCUGAAAACAAUAAAGAUGACAAUGAAUCCAAAGAGAAAAAAAUCAUCAUAACCUGUAAGACUGGAGAGGGAGAAGAAAUAUCUGAUAUUACUGAAGAGCCUGAGAAAAAUGCAGAUGAUGUCAAAAUAUCUAUUGAAAAUACUGAUAAGUCAGGAGACGUCGGUGACAGUGAAGCAGCAGAUGGGACUAAAGAGAUGUUAAACAGUAUGAUGGAGUCUGAAGAUGUUAGGAAAGAAACCGAAGGAGAGAGUACCAGCAGUGAAAAGGGGGAAAUUGAUGCUGAAAAUGGGGAAAUUUCCACUGGAGCAGAGAGCAAAACAGCAGAGAUAGUUAAAGACGAAAGACGAACAGAGAAGGAACCGACUGACGAUGAAAGUACAGAGGUAAAAGAAGUAACUGUGGAGUCUGGAGAUGAUGCUGAAAAACAGGAAGAUGACAAUGUGGAUCAGGCUCCUGACACAGAUAUGGUAGAAAGUGAGGCUAAGGAAGGGGGUGACAGUUUUGAAAAAAAGGAUGAAAAUGCUCUAAAAGAUUCAGAGCAAGAGACAGUUGGGACGGCGAUGAAAGAUGAAUCUAAACCAGAUGUACUAAAUACAGGCAGAGAGGACAGUGAGGAGACAAAACAAGAUGAAAAUGGCUACAAAUCUGCCCUUGAUAAUGAAAACACAGAUUCAGACUCAACCAAAAAUAAUAACUAUGUCAGUGAGGUGAUAACUGCUUCUUCAGCAGAUCAGGAACCAUCUUCAACACCCAUAGAUUUUGGUUUAGGUGGACUCAAAUUAGAUGAGUCCAUGGCAAUCUCUGACAAACACCCACAGUCUGAUGAAAAUGCUGCUGCUGUCGACCUCUCUGCUGCCGACGGAGAAAAUGGAGCAGACACGGAGGAGGCAAGCAAGGCCUCGGAGGAAGGAGCCAGUGUGCUGCUCAAACCUCGAUCACAACACGAGGAGGCUGAUAACGCGGAAGAGAGCAUCGCACUAGGUAAAGAAACUCCAGAGGCCCUAGCAGGAGCAGACAACACAGAUCUGGUCACAAACUGGGUAACCAUGCAUCAAACGUCAAAGUUUUUUGAGAAGUUUGUUGAACCUUUAGAAGACUUGAGGAAAGAGGGUUCACAAGUAUCUAUCUCCAGUAAAGAAGCGACAAAAUCUACAGAGCUGCUGAGAUCAGAGGGUCCACUUAAGAUGGUGAAGAUGUCUGUAAAUGAAGAAAAAGAGCAAGUGCAAGGAGAUGAAAAUGAGGCUAGGGAAAAAGACAAAGUGGAAGCUGUAGCGUCAGACCUCGAGAGUGAACACCCUGAAGAUGGUGAACCACGUGAGAACAACCCUGCAAAAGGUCAACUCCAGGAGGAGGAGGAGACUGAGGUGAAAGACUUAAUACCAAAAACAGAGACUGAAGAAAAUGAUAAAGAGUCUAUAAACGGGCAAAGAGAAGGAAGCAGGGGAUCUCUAGAGGAAGACAAGGUUCAAGAUGGACCAAUGCAAAUACAAAAUGAUAUUUCCAAAACUGAAGUGGAAAGCAUUGCAGAUACUCAUCAUUCGGUUACAAGUGGCAUACCUGUGAGUGUCGCAGAGAACCAGCCUGAAGAGAAAACUACUGACAAUGGUCCAGACUUGAAUGAAAAACAAACAGAAAAUGAAGAGAUAAAAGAUCUCCUGUCUUCAUCUAAAGCAGAAGAGCACUGUGAGCGUUCAGCAAGUCCCGGUGGUCUGAAAAAUACAGAAGAACCGCGGGGAAAAAUAGAUGAACGAAGUCGAGAAGUUACAUAAAUAAAUGAUUUUACAAUGUCCAACUCUGAAGAUGGAAGCCAAGAGGAGUCCCACAAUGGAGAGACCCAGCCCAAAGCGUCUGAUGUGAACAUCAAUGGAGAGAGAAGAGGCGUGCAGCUGAUCCGAGACAUCAAACACACUCCCUGUAAAGACAGACCGAGCACUUUUCUCGGUGGAUGAGACGUCGUUUGGUCGCAGUACAUAUCCCUUGCUGACUGCUGCGAGGACAGAGUGGACAUUAAAGCUGCACAAGGUACAGUGACACUUUAA